This is a messenger RNA of Sardina pilchardus (European sardine), 3058 nucleotides long. RefSeq lists its product as uncharacterized. The coding region runs from base 80 to 2812 and encodes 910 amino acids. Lineage: Eukaryota; Metazoa; Chordata; Actinopteri; Clupeiformes; Clupeidae. Gene Ontology annotation, cellular component: IRE1-TRAF2-ASK1 complex. The transcript is spliced from 7 exons. The record is from RefSeq and is a predicted model, not a curated record. Gene Ontology annotation, biological process: IRE1-mediated unfolded protein response; protein phosphorylation; mRNA processing. Gene Ontology annotation, molecular function: ATP binding; RNA endonuclease activity; protein serine/threonine kinase activity.
UUAUCUUCCUGGUAGUUCUUUCGAUUCUCCGGUCUUCUCCAGUUUGAACUCUUUCAAACGUGUGGUGCGCAUCUGUGACAUGUUGCCUUUGAAGAUUGCAAAUACUGUACAACCUCAGGAUGUCAAGAGGGAGACACAUCCCGUCAUGCAGUGCAUUAUUGAUGGGGAGUUGAAGAAGUUAAAAAAGAUGAAAUUUCAGAUUAAUGCACGGUAUCCUUGUGAGCAAUGGAAAGAUGAUGUCACCCCCUUAUGUGCAGCGGUUGCUUGUGGAAAUGAAGACAUCUGCACAUACCUUCUCAGAGAAGCUGCUGAUGCUAACAUCCCAUCAACUGGAGGCGUCACACCUCUGAUGUAUGCACUGCAGUUCAAUGUGUCAGUUCAUAUUGUUAGACAACUAUUACAUGGAAAAGCUGAUCCUAAUUUGGGAUUGCCCACUCCAUUUGUUCUAGCUGCAUGCAACAACAGAAAAGAUAUCGCAAAUGAAUUACUCAGACAUAGAGCUAUUCCUGAAAUCCAUUUGAAUUCUGUCCAAGAUCCAAACAAAGACAGAUUAGUAUCAAAGAUGCUACAUGAGUUAUCUUUGAAAGAUGACCAAAUUACAAAAUAUGCUUUGUUUUUUGAUGUUGAGUGUGAUAUAAGAACAAAGGCUCCAGAGGAUGUGUUCACAUUGCACAAGCAGCAUUUUUUAGAGGUACACCCAAUAAUCCAAGAUACCAUUUUGGACAGAGUGUAUUCAGUUCGUGGACUUGGUGAGUCAAAAUAUGAAGAAUUGGCUACUAAGUGGCUAAAACAAUCUCAAAACCUGAACAAAUAUGUUGAGGGGACAAUCAAAUACUUAUCCACAAUGCCUAUGCAGCAAAUGUUGCUUUCAACAAAUGUAACAAACAAUUUACGUUCAGCUUUUUGCCUGAUGAAGGAAAUACCGCUGAGUUUUUCACUACCACUUGUACGCAUUAUUUUGAAAUAUCUUGCAACAUUUCAGGCUGCCCCUCCUGAUGCCUUUCUACAAUUGCUAUACAUCAUCACACAGAAGACUAAGAGAGAAGAUUGCUCCGAUGCUCAAUUUCUUGAUGAGCUGUGCAAGCUGUGCAAAGGCAUAGUGCCUUUUACAGAUUCAAAGUACCCAACCAACACUGGUGCAGCAACUUAUGGGAUAAUAGCACACCUGUAUUCAUACAGACAUCUACACAAGGUUAUCAAAUCCCUUGGUGUCACAUCAGUACCUGAGAGGAUACUGCUUUUUGCAGACAAAAGCAUGAAUGAAAUUUUGAAAAAUGAAUUGAGGGAACUGAAUGACAACCUAACAAAGCACUAUUCCACUGAACAAUCAUCUGAACAGGAAGUGCUUUCCCAGAUAGAAGAAAAAGAGAAGGAGAAAAAGAAGAAGAAGAAGAAGAAGAAGGGGAAUAAAAAGAACCCUUCGACAAAUGUUGUGGUCUCUGGGUCAGUGAUGGCUUCAGACUGUGACAUGCUCAUGAAUUCAGUUGAUGAAUCUUGCUCUACUGAUGAGCAAAGCUCAAGUGUUCAACCAUUUUCUUCUGACACCGAAACAAUGACAAAUCCACAACGUUGGUACCCAACCAGUCUUCGCUGGAAGGACAAGUUGGAAGCAGUUGCUAACAGAAGAACAAAAGAGAAGAAAGUACAGAAUCUUACUUUUUGUCCUGAUCAUCUAAUAGCAAAAGGAAGUGAUGGCACAGAAGUCUAUAUUGGCCUCAGGGAUGAUGGCACUGAAGUUGCUAUUAAACGCAUGACCAAGUCAAACUACAAGCUGCUUAAAAAUGAGGAGGAUUUAUUACGCGAGCUUGACGAUCCUAGUAUUGUGCGAUACGUAGACUUUGUUGAGGAUGAAAACUUUGGCUAUCUAGCCCUUCAGCUUUGUGAGUACACCCUUGAAGAAUACAUGCAACCAGAGAAAAAACUUUUACCAGAAAACCAUAAAGAAAAGAUAGACAUUCUGAAGACAAAAGUGAAGGAAGUCCUUCACAGUUUAGAAGUCCUUCAUAGUCAGGAUAACAAAGUGCUUCACAGGGACAUCAAGCCCCAGAAUGUUUUGAUCGAUAUCCAUGGAAAAGCAAGAUUGGCUGAUUUUGGCAUCAGCAGAAGACUGACUGUCGAACAGACAACAUUGCACACAAGGCCUGCAGGAACCAAAUGCUGGGAGGCUAAAGAAGUGUUGCAGAGUGUUGAAGAAAAGUGUGACAGUGGCUUUAAAAGAAGCUCAGAUGUCCAGGUUGCAGGAAUGCUGGUGUACUACAUCCUCUCCUGUGGACACCAUCCUUUUGGGGAAGGGAUUCGCUGUGAGAUUAACAUCCUGGAUGGGAAGUACAACCUGGAUUUGGUGAAAGAUGAGUUGGCUAAAGAUCUGAUUGAGUGGAUGAUCCAAGAUGACCCCAAAGACAGGCCAAGAGUGGAGGAAACGCUCACUCAUCCCUACUUCUGGGAGAAUGAGAGGAGGGUGGAGUAUUUGACAAAAGUAAGUGAUCAGAGUGAAGCAGAGAACUUUCGAAAUGCAGACAAGAAACUCCUUGAGGAUCUGGGGAAAUGCACUGUGGAUAAAACCUUCUCUGAGUGGAGAAGCAAAUUCCCCCCUGAGCUGGUCCACAAGCUGGAUGAGAGGCAGAGGAAGGCCUACCCUGAGAACACUCUGGCUCUGCUGCGUUUCAUACGCAAUCUCCACCAACACCACCAUGAUGAAGCAGAGAAGAUUGAUCUGAUGGAACUGUUCCCUGACCUGUUUGAGACUGUCUUCCUGUUUGUCAAAGCUAAGAAGUGGAAUUCACGACCCAGCUUGAAAAAAUUCUUCAAAUGAACUUCCUGAAGACUCAGUCAUUGGUUUUGAUAUCGUUAUGUCUUAAAAUGUGUUCAACGGAUGAUUUUUGCUAAGACUGUCCGGCUUUUAAUUAUUUCCGUCUUUUAAUUCUAUAUUUGUAUUAUUUUAAAAAAAUAUAAUAUUUAAAAAAAAAAAAAAAAAUUAAUAAAAGAAAAUAUAUAACUGCAGUAGGCUAUGUCUGUAUGUCAAGAAUCCAAUUCAACAUUAAAGUGGAGUAUGCGAUAC